Ceratitis capitata (Mediterranean fruit fly) is the source of this 1924-nucleotide messenger RNA. Its product is annotated as nucleoporin SEH1. The transcript has 5 exons. Bases 69 to 1142 code for a protein of 357 amino acids. The record is from RefSeq and is a predicted model, not a curated record. Gene Ontology annotation, biological process: positive regulation of TORC1 signaling; cellular response to amino acid starvation. Gene Ontology annotation, molecular function: protein binding; structural molecule activity. Gene Ontology annotation, cellular component: nuclear pore outer ring; Seh1-associated complex. NCBI's taxonomy places the organism in Eukaryota, Metazoa, Arthropoda, Insecta, Diptera, Tephritidae.
UCGAAUUUAGUAUAAUUUUUUAACAAUUAAUUUGUUUUAGUUAAUUUUACGGUAAAAGGUAACCAAAUAUGUUUGAAGUGGACCCAAUAUCAGCUGACCACAAAGAUGUUAUCCAUGAUGUUGUCUUCGAUUACUACGGGCGCAGAAUGGCAACUUGUUCGAGUGACCAAACAGUAAAGAUAUGGGAUGAGGAUGAAUCGAAUAAAAUGUCAGUUUCAAGCAGUUGGAAAGCACAUUCUGGGUCUAUUUGGCGAAUAUCAUGGGCCCACCCGGAAUUUGGACAAGUUCUAGCCACUUGCUCAUUUGAUCGCACAGCUUCGGUAUGGGAGGAAGUUGCUGGAGAAAAAGUAGCGGCCACAAUGACACCUGCUCGUCGUUGGGUUCGUCGAACCACUCUGGUAGAUUCCCGGACCAGCGUAACCGAUGUGGAAUUUGCACCCAAAUACUUAGGACUAUUACUAGCAACAGUGUCUGCUGAUGGUAUAAUACGUAUAUACGAAGCUCCGGAUAUAAUGAACCUUUCACAGUGGCCAGUGCAGCAUGAAAUAACAAAUAAAUUACCUUUAAGCUGUAUAUCUUGGAAUACUUCCACCUAUAUGCUAUCUUCUCAUCUCUUAGCCGCAGGUAGUGAUGACACAGCAACGCACACGGGGAAAGUAUUAUUAUUUGCAUAUAACGAAAGUGCCAGGAAAUGCGCUAAAGUGGAAGCCAUAAACGAAAUAAACCAACCAGUGACUGAUCUAGCUUUUGCUCCUGCGGCUGGAAGGCGUUUCCAUAUUUUAGCAGUUGCUAGCAAGGAUUUGUACAUUGUAAAUAUUCGUGGACAAAAAGAACCCACUUCAAAUAUGAAACUUGAUAUACAAACCACAAAGUUUAGUGAUCAUAAUUGCCCUGUUUGGAGAGUUUGUUGGAACAUGCUUGGCACGAUGUUGAUUUCUACCGGUGAUGAUGGAUGUGUCCGGAUAUGGCGAAUGAACUAUACCAGGAACUGGAAAUGUGCCGUUGUAUUAAAAGCCGAAGGUAAUUUCUCACCGUAUGAACCAAACCUUAACUCUCCAUCUUUCACAACUGCAAUGGCUGCUACUACUAAAUACUAUAAAAAAGGAACGAUUAGUAAUCCAAAUCAAGUCCCUUGGCACUAAUACUAAUUCUUAAGCUAAGAUACAUUUAUAUAAAUUUAAAUACAUAAGUAAAUAAUAAAACACAUUAAGACACAUUCAUAAGUUUUGUAUGAGAAAUUCUUAAAUUUAAGAAAUAGCUAUCCUGGAUAUAUUAAUAUUACCUGUUUACAGAAAAAAUGCAAUUUUAUUUAAAUACUUAAUGCAUGAAUAUCAAACGAGUCAUACGUAAAAUGGGUUUUUAGGCUGGACAAUUUGAUAACAAAGAGAUGAAGUGUUUGAAUUCACCAGUUAAUCAGCAUUCUUACAGCAACUACUUACCUUACUAAGUUUAUUCUUGUUAUAAAACUUAAAAUCGAGUACAAGAAAGAUUUCCAAAAAUCCAGAUUCGGAGCAGCAAUUGUAUUCGAUUCAGAUCUCGAUUUAAGAAAUGAACUUAAUUUAACGUUUUCAGUUCAUUAAACCGUUUCUAUACCAAAACCAAAUUCAUGUGGUUACUAUAUUUCGCUAACCUCCGCAAGUUAACGCAAUCCACGCAGCUAUUUAAAAAAUCUAAAAAUGCAUUGGCUCAUAAAUAUAACAAUAUAUAGAAAAUUAGUAGUUAUUCAAGAUAGAAGCGGGAAUUAAUAGAUUCGUAAAUGAAAAAACACCCGACUUUUUUUUUAAAUUUUUAUUUUUAUACUUCAUUAAGUGGCAUAGUUGUUUAUAGAUAAUUUCUCUUUUUCCAAAAGAACACGUACCUAUGAUUGUUUGGUUUCAAAAUUUGUUUUAUUAUACAUGUGUAGUCAAAUAAAAAAUGUUAGAAA